This is a messenger RNA of Lentinula edodes (shiitake mushroom), 1014 nucleotides long. RefSeq names its product TIM21-domain-containing protein. NCBI's taxonomy places the organism in Eukaryota, Fungi, Basidiomycota, Agaricomycetes, Agaricales, Omphalotaceae. The transcript is spliced from 3 exons. Bases 1 to 1014 code for a protein of 337 amino acids. Gene Ontology annotation, biological process: protein import into mitochondrial matrix. The record is from RefSeq and is a predicted model, not a curated record. Gene Ontology annotation, cellular component: TIM23 mitochondrial import inner membrane translocase complex.
AUGACCUCGUUGUUCUGUCGCUCGCAUUCGCGUUGUCUUUCGUUAUCGCGCCUCACUAAACCCCGAACAUCGACACUCCGCCUAUUAAGAAGAUAUGCAACGCACAAAGAUCCUCUUCAUCCCUCACAAUUGUCCCAGUCUCUCGAUACCAAGUAUCAGUUAAGGCCGGACCAGAAAGUUGGGCCUUUUCAAAUGGGGAUGAACGAAUCACCUUUUGCUACCCCAAAGCCCACGAAGUGGGCUGACUUGAGUGCUGGAGGAAAAAUCAAACGUACGACCGCUAGAACUACCAACUUGAUUGUGAUUGUCUUUGGAGCAGGACUAACCGCUGUCCUGCUAUACGCCGUAACAAGCGAGCUUUUUUCCAAGAAUUCUCCUACAGUGUUAUAUGGUGAAUCUUGUGAAAAGAUUAAAACUUCCCCACAGGUAGCAAGAUAUUUGCGCGGCCCAUUAUCCUUCCAUAUGACCCCACCCUCGGCUGAACGUCCCCGUGGUCGACAACACCAAGUAGCAUCCCAGAUAUUCCUGGAUUCUAAUGGACGCGAACGCAUGGCUAUCAGUUUCUUCGUGCAAGGAAGUUCACGCCAGUCGGAAGACUCAUACUACGAUGUUGCCACCAAUUGGAUAUCCGAAACAGUGAAGCAUCUCCCAGAGCUGACUCUAGACGAUGCCAUACAGGGGAGUAAGGAUCGUUCAGUUAACGCAUGGGAGAAAUUUGUACAGUCGUUCAAAUACCUUAUUGGUGCACCAACACCGCGCCCUUCAGCGCCAGAAUCAUCAUCUUCAAGUAACGAACCAGUGCCCAAACCAUCAGAAGCGGAAAGCAGGACACAGAAAUGGACCGGGAUAUUCUCGUCGCUGAGAAAGACUCGAAGUGAAAGUCCAUUGGAAACGGUUCGGUCAUCAGAAAACAUCGGCACGGUUUAUACGGAUGGAGAAGUCCAUGCUGAAUUCGUACGAGUGCGUGUUUUAUGUAUCCAUUGUCCUACCUUGAUACUCAUCAUAUAUCUGUAG